Molecule: messenger RNA, 1857 nt
Organism: Xiphias gladius (swordfish)
Lineage: Eukaryota; Metazoa; Chordata; Actinopteri; Istiophoriformes; Xiphiidae
Product: phosphatidylinositol-binding clathrin assembly protein-like
Exons: 19
Coding region: 1-1731 (576 amino acids)
Biological process (GO): clathrin-dependent endocytosis; synaptic vesicle budding from presynaptic endocytic zone membrane; clathrin coat assembly
Cellular component (GO): synaptic vesicle; clathrin-coated pit; clathrin-coated vesicle
Molecular function (GO): clathrin heavy chain binding; 1-phosphatidylinositol binding; phosphatidylinositol-4,5-bisphosphate binding
Source: RefSeq, a predicted model, not a curated record
AUGUCGGGACAGUCUUUGACGGACCGGAUCGCCGCCGCGCAGCACAGCAUGACCGGGUCUGCCAUCAGCAAAGCCGUCUGCAAGGCCACGACGCACGAAGUCAGCGGACCCAAGAAGAAGCACCUUGACUACCUGAUCCACUGCACCAAUGAGAUGAACGUCAGCAUCCCUCACCUGGCAGACACACUGCUGGAGCGUACAGCCAGCAACAGCUGGAUAGUGGUUUUCAAAGCGCUCAUCACCACACACCACCUCAUGAUGUACGGCAACGAGAGAUUGAUGCAGUACCUUGCCUCCAGAAACACGCUCUUCAACCUCAACAACUUUUUAGAUAAGGCUGCACUACAAGGGUAUAACAUGUCCACUUUCAUCAGACGCUACAGUCGCUACCUGAAUGAAAAAGCCAUGUCUUAUAGACUAGCAGCGGUGGACUUCACCAAGAUGAAGAGAGGGGCUGACGGAGUGAUGCGCACCAUGAACACAGAGAAGCUGAUUAAGACUCUGCCUGUCAUUCAGAACCAGCUGGAUGCGCUGCUGGAUUUCCAGCCUAACUCCAACGAGCUGACAAAUGGGGUGAUCAACACUGCUUUCAUGUUGCUCUUUAAAGACUCCAUACGGUUGUUUGCUGCUUACAAUGAAGGGGUCAUCAACAUGCUGGAAAAAUACUUUGACAUGAAGAAGAACCAGUGUAAAGAAGCUUUGGAGAUCUACAAGACCUUCCUCAACAGGAUGACCAAACUGUCCGAGUUUCUCAAAGUGGCAGAGCGAGUUGGGAUAGAUCAGGGCGACAGCCCCGAUCUCACACAGGCUCCCAGCUCUCUCCUGGAGGCUCUGGAGCAGCAUCUAGCCUCGCUGGAGGGCAGGAAGCUCAAGGACCUCUCCACGGCCAGCAGAUCCAGCACCUUGUCCAGUGCAGUGUCCUCUCUCUCCAGCACUGGGAUCUCUCUCAGCCGUAUGGACGACAAGACAGAGGACAACAGACUGCAGCAACACAAGGAGGACGGUCACAAGGUGAUCGACAUUCAGACGCCCAAUGUGUCACCCAGCGCCCAGUCAGUGGGCAGUGCCAACAGCAGCGGAGGGGCCGCGGAUCUCUUCUCCAACUCACCCAUCGUACCUGUCAACAACCAUGUGCCAAACUUGACCAGUGAGCUGUUCACCCCGCAGCUAAACUUCACCCCCAUCCAGACCACACACACUGUGCCCAACAAUAACAAUGCCUGGGGAGGUGACCUGCUGAAGCCAGCUCCACCCACUCAAAUUCACAGCCCAGGAGCCCCGUUGCACUCUGGGAAAAUGCUGCCCAAUGAUUUGGACUCCUCAUUAGCCAACCUUGUUGGCAACCUGCAGUUUGGGGGGACGCCAGCUAAAAAACCGGAGCUCCAGUGGAGCCAGCUGGUAGAGAAGAAGCCAACAGGAGGAAGUGGCUGGCAGUCAAAGACCAUGUGCACCAGCACCAACUGGACUCACACCACCCAUCCCAUGGCACCUGCACCCAUGCCCGUCCCUCAGAUGAAUGGGAUGAUCUAUACUGGCUAUGCUCCAGCACCAGUGGCUUUUCCUAUGACGACACCCCAAGUGCCUGUGUAUGGAAUGCUCCCCCCUCAGAUGACUCAUCAGAUGGGGGGCGUUCCCAUGAUGCCCCCACAGCCUGUCAUGUACAACCAGCCUGUCCUGAGACCUACCAAUCCCUUUGGACCCAUCCCGGGGACACAGAUGCACUUCAUGUAGGGAUGAUGUUGUAACCAUGGCAGCAAAGCUGAGAGAGAGAAGGCGAGAGGAAAGCGAUGGAGAGAGAGAGUCAAAGAAAACAAAUCCAGAACCAAAUCCAGUGCAGGAGGAAGAAAGAAGAGGACA